This is a messenger RNA of Hemiscyllium ocellatum (epaulette shark), 3634 nucleotides long. Its product is annotated as calcium homeostasis modulator protein 4-like. The record is from RefSeq and is a predicted model, not a curated record. Gene Ontology annotation, molecular function: monoatomic cation channel activity. The transcript is spliced from 2 exons. Bases 73 to 1017 code for a protein of 314 amino acids. NCBI's taxonomy places the organism in Eukaryota, Metazoa, Chordata, Chondrichthyes, Orectolobiformes, Hemiscylliidae.
AAUCUCACCUACUCGUGUAGCAGCUGUAGGGAAUCUAAUCUAAAAAAGGAGAGGAAAGCCAAAGUUUUUAAAAUGUCGAUUAGUAAUCUCCUGACAUUUUGGAAAGGCAAGGAGAGGUUGACUCUGCAUGCAGUAAUCGCACUGACAACAAUUUUUAGUCAACAAGCAUUUUCGUUCUUCACCUUCAAUUGUCCAUGCAAGGCAAGAUUGAAUCUAUACUAUGCCCUGGCUUUUAUUGGAGUCCCCGCACUGGUCCUGUUGAUUCUUGGAUAUGCUUUUAAUGAUCUGACCUGGAAAUUAAUCAUGAGUUUUAGAGGUGGAGCCAACAUGAAGCUUAAUAAUUUCAAACUAAUCUGCUAUGUCAUGUUCAGUGUAACGGGAACAGCUGUCAUCGCUCCAGUGACUUGGGUGGCAGUCACACUGUUAAAUGGCUUGUAUUAUCAGUGCGGCAUGAGUGAGUUUUUGUCAGUGAGCAGCUGGAAUGUGUUCCAAAACAUCACCCUCCGUGAGCGGAGGGAUAUUCUCGCUCGAUUUCCCUGUCUGAAAGUGAGCAUUAAGGAGAUACGAAAUAUCAGCGAAAUAAGAAAUGAAGGCAAUCGGAUUCUUCUGUAUCAGUCCCAGGUGGCUGGAUGGAUUUUAAUUGCUUCUGUGACUAUCAUUGCUUUUCUGACUUUUUGCAUUCCAAGAUAUUGUUCUCCACUCAGUUUUGUGCACCUAAACUACUGGGCACAGUACCUAGAAAAUGAAAGUUCACUCUUUCAGGAGACGGCUAAAAAACAUUCUCAACUCUAUGCUUCGAAUCACAUCAAGAAGUUCUUUGGGUUUAUUGCACAGCAAAGUGAAGUGAAGAAAAUCCGCUUGCCUACCAGAAGGGACUGGAGAAUGAUCUCUGGCAUUAAUAUGUUCACUAAAUUGGAGCAUGACCCCUGUCAAUACAGUCUCCUGCAUACAUGGGCUGAUGAAACAACUGCAGGUGGUGACUAUAUUCCAGUAGAUGAUGUGGUGUCUGAAGCAUAAAUUAUUAAUUGACUUUCCUUGUGAACACAAUCAUUGUAGUCACCCCAGAAAUAUAUCCAUUCUGACCCGAUUAAAGUUUGCAGAUUCUGCCACAUGCUUAACAGGUUUUGCUUUAACCUCUCAGAAUUUGAGUUGUUAAGAUACUUGUGAACUCCUGACAUCUUGACUUCAGCUCUACACACUUGCAGUAAAAUCCUUUGAUGUGUUUCUUCUAAGAUGAUCUCUGUUUUCUCAAUCAAUCAAAAGCAAGAGUCUCUCAUAACUCAACAUAUGACAGAACAUCAAGUAGAGCAAUUGCUUUGGGAGCUUGGCAUCAUGAACACAAGCUGCAAGUUCCAACCAACAGAGUCAGUUUUGUGUAAUUAUCACCUCAGUACUGAGCAAGUUUACUUUGCAGUGGAUGCUACUGUUGACCAUCUUUCUUGCUAUGAGAUUUGGAAAAUCUUGCAAAGCCAACAGUGGUAGAACAUCUCCAGUGAUUUUGAUGUGCCAGCUGCAGGAUGUUCAAACCUCUAAAGGGUGCAAGAGUGUGGGGAUCAUUGUAGCCAAAUAAACCAUGAUCUUAGUCUCAGAGCUUUAAACUCUCUUUCCCUCAGUUUGCUGAAGGCUAAGCAUGAUGCAUUUGAGACAAUGAUAAAUUUUGUGAUUUAUGUAUGGCUACAUUAGGGGGAGGCUCCUGAGAAGUGCAAAUUAGUCCACCUGAGGUUCAAUUAUAUAGACACUGAUGACUAUUUCAGUGAUCAAUUUUAGUGUUUGAGGGUAGACAUUUGAUAUCAACUACUCCAGUUGAGAACAAAUUGCCCUGACAUUCACAGACAUUUUUUCAGCUAUCAUUACUGAGUGGAAAUCUUGGCCCAUUUUCAUUUUUCUUUGCUCAGGGUGGCUUAUAGCAUAGCAAUCAUUGCCUUAGCUCAGAAAAGGCUAAGGCAUUAGAACUUAAAAAUGUGUUGCUGGAAAAGCGCAGCAAGUCAGACAGCAUCAAAGGAGCAGGAGAAUCGACGUUUCGGGCAUAAGCCCUUCUUCAGGGCAUUUGAACUUCAGAUGGAGCAUUUGAACUUCAGACUCACCAGGUAUAGCUCAGUUACACUGGCUAGUUUUCUCAAACUGAAUGCUUACGUGUGACAUGUAUGAAGAAAUGACUGGAAUGCUGAAUGAAGCCCCUGAGAAUGUAAGCAAAUGUUACUUAUUGGAUAGUCCCAUUUCAGGGUUACCUUUCAUAAUUCACUUAGAGUAUUAACUUAGGAGUUUUUGUAGUGCAUUGUCAGCGUCCUUACCCCAGCACAAAAACUUAGAUAUAAGUCCUGUUUCUGGACUUGAUAGCCACAUAUUUCAUUCAUAAAGUAGAUUGAUUAACCAGGUUUAAUAUCAACUUAUAAUUUUCCCAAUGAUAGCAGGCCUGCUCAUUUACUGAAACAGGAAACAUCAGACAAGCACAAUACUUGAAAAAUACUCAUAAAAUAAUCUAGUAGAAGACCAGGUUUAUCAAUACCCUCUUUGUGGUUGUACCUAAACAGAGAGAGAGAGAGAGAGAGUAGCAAUUUGCCUUUAAAUAGUAUCUUUAAUGUACUAAAAGGCUCAAGUAGCUUAACAGGAGUGUUUCAAGUUUAAUUUGACUCUAGGUCACAAAAGGAGAUAUUCAGAAAGAUGAUCAAAUUGAGACAAAAACAUAGGUUUCCAGGUUGCAGAUUGGAAGUUGAGAUCAAGGACUUGGGCUGUGCAGAUUGACUUCAGUGGAGAGAAAUUAGGGCAGAACCAAAGUUGGAAUCCAGAACGGCAGUAAUUGUGAAGGGAAGAAUGAGGGGGAACAUGGUGACCAGUUACUUCAAAGUAGAAUAAGGAGUGUUCCUCCAAAAUCCAAAUUCAGUUGUUAUUCUCCUUCUUGGUAGCAUCUAGCAGGAACUGCCUGCCUUGGAUUUCAUGAAUGCAAACAAAACUGGGAGUUUUGUCUUUACCCAUAAGGCAAUUAGCUCACAUUUGUCUAGAAAUAUGUAUAUGCUGUUUGCCAAACCUUUUAGCAUCUUUGUAGUUUUUAUGAAAAGUGUGUGAUAUAUGUAGGGUAUAUAUUAGUUUAAGAGUUUGAAUUUCAAAAUAGUUACUUUUGUGAAGGGAGUUUCUCUGUAGGACUGUCCUUCCAGAAUAGUUCCCUAAUCCAGUAUGUGUCCGUGAGCACGGACUGUAAAUGGAAUAAAAUAUUUGCACUGGGUAUUUAUGACAGUCUUCAAUGUUUAUUCAACCUACUACUUUGUUUUCAGUUGGGAAUAAUCAAGGAUUGAUUUGAGUUUAAAAAACCUAGUAACUGAACAUUUUAGGGCAAUUCAUAAACUGGAUUGGGAUCAGAAGUCAGUUCUAUUUUAGAAAGGGAGAUUUUCAAAGCAUUCAAGGACAAAGUUACCUCAGCUUUUAAAUUGAACACUUUUUGAACCAGGAGUAUUUGGUUAUAAAUCUGCAAUUAAUUAAAAGUUGAGAAAGUCGAAGCCAUUGGUUUUGUGAGUAUUCAUGUAAGCAGAGCCCACAGUUGACAAACAAAAAAAAGUGAAUCAGUUCAUAGAAUUUGAAAUUACCUUUCAAUGUCAAAUUUUUAAUGGAUUUGAGUAUUUAUGUAAUAGUGUCAGGAAGC